Molecule: messenger RNA, 1478 nt
Organism: Larimichthys crocea (large yellow croaker)
Lineage: Eukaryota; Metazoa; Chordata; Actinopteri; Sciaenidae
Gene: chchd6a
Product: coiled-coil-helix-coiled-coil-helix domain containing 6a
Exons: 9
Coding region: 125-874 (249 amino acids)
Biological process (GO): cristae formation; DNA damage response
Cellular component (GO): MICOS complex; mitochondrion
Source: RefSeq, a predicted model, not a curated record
GUAAUCUGGCAACCCAGAUCCCAUCUGUCACUUAUUCUGUCAUUGGGCAGGACGCGUUAUUUCAUGAUAGUAACACUGCUGUACGCAAGGUCAAGACUAAAGCUGCCACUUAACGCCAGGAGACAUGGGUUCGGGAGAGAGCACGACCAGAAAAGUGUCUUUCGGUGUCGACGAUGAGGACAGAGUCCGGAUCCUUCGGGGAGUCAAGCUAUCAGAAGAUGUUCUCCAGAGGAUGAGAGGAGUAGCUAACAUCCCACCAGAACGCACAUCACCAACCUCAAGCCCACAGAAAGACACAGGUGCCUCUCGCAGCCCUCGACCCCAGCAUCGGGCCCAACCCAGCACCCAGUCCAGUAAACCAGCCUCCUACGCUAAGGAAGAACAGAAAAGGUUUGAACGCCAACAGACGACACUGAAGGAGGAAGUCACCAAGCUGGGACAGAGAGAGAGCGAGGCAGCGAGGGAGGAGAAGAUUAAAGCCAUGAGCCGGGAAAGACAACACAGGCGGCAGGAAGCCGAGAAGGCCAAGCAACUGUCUCCAGAUGAGAUAAAAGUGAUGGCUCAGCAGCUACAAAAGAAAGAUUCACAGCUGAAAGCGUUGGAUGCCUUCUACAAGGAGCAGCUGGCACAACUGGAGGAGAGGAAUUGGGAGAGAUACGAACAGGGCAAGGAGCAAUUCCACCAAGCUGCCUCCAAGACGGAAGAAAACGUGAGGUCUCGUAAUACAGACCCGGUGUGUUCUGGCCUGCAGAGUCAGAUUUUAUCCUGUUACAGGGAAAACAGGGACCAGACCCUAAGGUGUUCAGGCCUGGCCAAAGAAUACAUGCAGUGUAUCAAUGCUGCAAAGAAGAACCUGCUGGUCAACCACGGAUGAAGAGAGGGUGGAAAAGGGUAACAGUUAUUUGACGAAGGCUUUUACUUUGGCACUAAGAGCAGCUCCUGCUGCAGUUCUGUUUUGAAACAUGAGAGUUGAUUUGCUGUUAGCAUGCCUUGUUUUUAAAAGUUUAUUAUUUUGCUAUUUAUCCUUUGCAUCAUCCAGUGAAGUUGCUCUAUUCUGCACAGCUACAGGGAGGCUUUUGAACAAAAUCAGUGUGUGUUAGAUUCAUGGUUGAGUCAGUACGCUUUCAAUUCAUUCUCAUUUCCAACAUCAGCAGAAAACAUUUGAGAUUUGAGUUAUAAAGAUCCUUUCAGGGUCUUUCCUUCUUUCAUCUGAAUGUGUGCUUCAGUUUACGUCCGAACCUCUGCUGCUUUUGUUGAGAUGGGAAAAGCAUUUCAGGUGUUAGAUGACCUGAGUGCGUAGUAACCGUCUUUGUUUUGAUUUCUGACUGAAAGCUGAACUGAGUGACUUAUAGUGCUUUAGACUUUUAUGGUUUUGUAUUUUUUUAACUGCACAGGAAUAAGCUCAGGUAAUCCUGGCCAUGACUCUAAUUCAUUAAACCUGUGAUGUAUGAUUUUAUUAAACCAUUCAUAUCCCGUCA